Messenger RNA from Archocentrus centrarchus (flier cichlid), 774 nucleotides. RefSeq names its product GRB2 related adaptor protein 2b (gene grap2b). NCBI's taxonomy places the organism in Eukaryota, Metazoa, Chordata, Actinopteri, Cichliformes, Cichlidae. The record is from RefSeq and is a predicted model, not a curated record. The transcript is spliced from 7 exons. Gene Ontology annotation, molecular function: protein binding. The coding region runs from base 46 to 774 and encodes 242 amino acids.
GAACUCCGCUCUGGCUAGAGAACAACACAAAGGUGUUCUUUUACCAUGGAAGCUAUGGCCAAGUUUGACUUUGAAGCUACAGCAGAGGAUGACCUGAGCUUCAAAAAAGGAGACUGCUUGAAGAUUCUGCAGACUUCUGGGAACUGGUACAAAGCAGAAUGCAGUGGAAAUAUGGGUUAUGUGCCCAAAAACUUCAUCAGCAUUGACCUCCCCAGCUGGUACCAGGAAAACGCCAGUCGCAGUGACGCCCAGGAGAUACUGAUAUCACAGCCUGUGGGGGCCUUUCUCAUACGAAGCAGCCGAAAUCCAGCUCCUGGUGACUUCUCCAUCUCUGUCAGACAUCCAGCAGAUGUUCAGCACUUCAAGGUGAUGCGAGACAGCAGCGGGCAUUACUACCUGUGGUCAAAAAGGUUUCCCUCUCUCAACCAGCUGGUGGAAUAUUAUAAAAGAAACUCCAUUUCCAAACAGGAUCAAAUAUUCCUGCAGGAGACAAAAAAAGAGCAAAGAGGAGGCUCAGAUAAGCAUCUAUCUGCUCCUCUUCCCAGCUGUCCACCCUCUGACCGUGCACCUUCUCCUGUUCCACGACAGCGCAAAGUCUCCCCCACAAUGCAGGUCAGAGCCCUUUACAAUUUCAGGGCGGAAGAGACGGAUGAGCUGGAUUUCAGUGCGGGGGAUAUCAUCAGCGUUCUGGAGUUCUCUGACCAGGCCUGGUGGAGAGGUCAACUAAGGGGCAAAACAGGCCUUUUCCCCUCCAACUACACUGAACCCAUUUAA